Messenger RNA from Aquila chrysaetos chrysaetos, 12569 nucleotides. It is a transcript of the gene NEDD4L, whose product is annotated as NEDD4 like E3 ubiquitin protein ligase. NCBI's taxonomy places the organism in Eukaryota, Metazoa, Chordata, Aves, Accipitriformes, Accipitridae. Gene Ontology annotation, molecular function: sodium channel inhibitor activity; protein binding; ubiquitin protein ligase activity. The coding region runs from base 3150 to 7010 and encodes 1286 amino acids. The transcript is spliced from 28 exons. Gene Ontology annotation, biological process: regulation of dendrite morphogenesis; ubiquitin-dependent protein catabolic process. The record is from RefSeq and is a predicted model, not a curated record.
GAGGACUGUAAUAACAAGGUCUCCAGGUCGUGAGGAGAGAGAACUGGCUGCAGGUUGUUAUGAGAAGUGGCUAUCUCUACUCCCGUCCCCCGCCUCCCUCCGCCGGGCAGCAGGAGUCCUUGAGACGCACAGCAUAUCUCCCUGUCUCGGCUGGGUAAGAGUUCCUGGCACAGCCAAGGGUCGCUUCGCUGCCCGGCUCCUUACACUUACGUGAAGGGCUAGCGAGCCUUCCCGAGUUCGUAAAUCAGCCCGGAGAGAGGCAAAGAAAUGCACCACCAACAAUAUGCCAGUGCAAUGGCAUACUGGGUGAAUAAUAAGUCUUUUGGGGUUUUGUCUUUUGAAAAUUGUAACACCAUCUCUUUGUUUAUGAGUUCAGGUAUUAACAUUUUCUUGGUUGGGUGCAGUACAACCUCUGCUAAACCUAAACUUGUUUGCUUUGCAAAGGUUAGGAUCAGUGUUGUGAAGAUCCUUUUAUUAAAAAAAAAACAAAAAAACCAAAAGAGUAUGGAAAAUGUCUUCCUCUGCCUUCCUAUUAAAUAUAGAGCAAAUGAAAACAUACAAGCUGUAAUCUUCUGGGGAAAAAAAGGACUUAUAGCCAAAUGAUUGUAUCUUCCUUUAGGAGGAAGUAAAUUGGUAAAUCUGUGACAGUGUCUAUUUAGAGUGGGCUGACUGUGAGCAUAUUUAUUGACAUAUAAUGAUCAUAAUGACCACUUGCACUAUUAAAACUGUCCUAUACCUUUUGAACUUAAGGGAGAUUGUCGGUCAGUUCUUCCCAGCUUUAAGGCCCUCUUCCAUUGCCAGCUGAUGCAAACAACGCUGAAGCAGAAAUCCUGUAACUGUUAACUGUGAGGCAGAGUAUGUAAGCCAGGGCUCAGGACUGUGCAGACGUUACUGCGUGGCUUGCGUGUGUCUUGGGGGAUGGUUGGAGUACAUUUGUGCUGGCAUGGAGGACAAAGCACAACUGGUGGGAGAGGUGUUGUGCUGGCUUGCAGAGGGCAGUGGCAUGCGCAGGGAUGUCCCUGUGUGAUGGUCAAAAUUCUAUACAUGGUGACAGCUGAGAAAUGACAGUUCUGGUAUACUCAUGUCAGAUAUAUUGCUUAAGAUUUUCACGUUUCUGUAUGCAGUACUGACCUUUUACUUCCAGUAAGUUUCAGUACUUCUUUCUGUUUGUUGUUCCUGUGAUCCCACUUCUGUAGACAGUCUGCCCUUGGGCUCAUAACUUCCUUCCAAAGGCAGCAACCUGUUGUUUAGAAGCCAUUGCAUUCCUUUUAGAAGGUCUUCUGAGCUAUUGACAAAGCAAGUACACGGAGGUUUUUAGAGUAGCAGAUUUCCAUGAGCUUAUGCUUACAGAAUGAGGAGACAUUGAACUGGUUAUUUUGGUUUUACUCUGAAAUACUUAUAGUCAAUACUUGCACGGUUUUUAUUGCAAGAACUUUGUUUCUUCUUCAUGUUCCCAAAUUAUCAAAGAACUUUGUCUUUGCAGUACGUCCUUUCCUUUCUAUCCCCCAAUCAAAAUAGAGAAUAUAUGAUGCAAGCUUCAUCUUUGGUGCAGAGACACUGUGUCCUUGGAUAAUAUGUUUUAUCUGAAAAAUAAGAUAAAAUAAUAUCAACACCUGUGCAUUCCACAAGGCAAUCUACAGUACUGUUGCUGUGUAGAAGCUAUUCAUGUUUUUCUUCUUGUUGGCUCAUAGUCCACUUAAAACAAUAGAGGAUUGUGCUGUCUGGCAGUUGUAUCGUUUUAAGCUUCCAUUUCUCUUGUCAUUGGUCAUUCUCUGUCUUUUGAAAACAAGCUGCUUGCAAACAGAGGUUUAAAUGUCUAUCUAGAGUAUUGACCCUCCACCUACAAAUUUUCAGAGCUGUUGACAAAACUUGGGCUUUGAAGUUCUCCUAGGGAACAAAUGUCCAUGUAUUGAAAUGAAACUACACUUCUUGCUAAACAGAGUUUCUUUUCUAGUACGUGCUAUUGUGAGUACACUUCAAAUGUGAGUAUCCUCAGACCACUGAGUUUCUGUGUUGUAAUAGAGCUGAUUUAGGGUGUUUGUUUUACGUUUUGGUGUAUCCUGUCUGUCUGUUCUUCUUCUGAGGUCUUUUGGCUCUCGGAGAGCAUAACUGUAUUCUGUGCUGGCAAUCACACUCGUCGUAAUAUUGCUAACUUUCUCGCUGGAGACUGGCCAGCAAUGGGCAGGCAGAGUUUCUGUACGGUGUUUAAGACAAAUCAGUACAAAAGGACAUGCAACACUCGUCUCUGGUUUUCCCUGGUCUUUACUGCCUGGUAAAACUGAAAAAGAAACUUUGUCUCCUGUCAUCUUGCACAUUUCUGCUGAUUUUACUGUGUGAGAAAUCUUUGCCAUAUGUUUGAUUGCUUUGUUUGUUGUAAUUUUUAAUUAUUAAAAGGGACUGUGCAGGGUAGUGUAAGUUAUAUUGCAAUCAUAGGGACAAAGUUGUGGCUUUUCAAAGGCGAGAAGUUUGUAGCUUAAUCAUGUUAUUAGCACAGUUAAAACUGAAAGCAUAACCGUGCUAUAUUUAUUCAUGUUCUGCCAUGAUAGCCUAAUGCUGUAACACACACCAAAAUGUUAAGCUUGAAAUAAUUUUUCUCAUUUGCAUGUGGAGUUGACUUAAACUUUUACCACUAAAUUGAAGUAUUUUUGUUGUAGUUAAAUUUUUGUGUGCGCGCUUUACACAAAUGUGCCAUGUGAAUAUGAUGUGGUUUAGAUUUAUAGCAGUGCCGAGUGUGUUCGCUGCCUUAGUCAGCUGUGAGAGCUCUCCCGCUGGGGCCGCUCCUCUCUGAUGGAAAAGGAGCAGCUGUGAAGGUGCUGUUUCAGGCUCUUGCUGGCAUUAAAAAAAAAAAAAAAAAAGAAAAAACAAAACCCCCACUAGCUUACAUUGGAGAGGGGGAACCAGGCCACGUGACUCCCACCAUCCUACCCUAUGUCACAGUGUGUAGGAGCGCUGAUUGCUCUUACCCAAUCAUGCCUGGAAUGCUGCUUGCCACUUGGGCUAUUUCUGCUAUCUGUCGCUAUCAGGGCUGCAGUGCUAACAGUUUGGCAGAUGGGACACUUUUUCUUGGAGUUUAUGUCUUUGGUUUUUAACUUCUGGCAGUGCCUGAAUUGUUGCUGUUCUUCCUCUCCUUUUCUUCUCUCUGUAAAACCAUGGCCCAUCGGCUGCGGUUUCAUUUUGGCUCUGGGCGAAGCAACACAGCCCCCGAAUCAGAGAUCCUCGACCGGGAGAGAGAAGAUGACUUUUUCAUGGCAUUCCACACUUUGCCAAGAAGAAACAGUCCUCAUGCUUUCUCUCGACAUGGAGCAGAUUAUGGUGGCGGCGGCGAUUUGCAAGAAGUGGGCUCCUUAAAAAGGAGUACAUCCAUGUUUAUUCCCCAGCUGCUGAACAGUAUUGAUGCGCGUCCAACGAGAAGCUCGUCAAUGCAGAUCUCUCUUCAGCGCAAAGCUGCAAACGGCUGCACGGACGAGUGCACAACCCUGGAAUCUCCUGAGGAGACGCUUCCUUGUAAAUUCUCAGACUUCAGGGAGCAUUAUGCAUCCCCUGUUGAAAACCAUUCUUCUCCAAGCAGUCCAGAGGUGACUCCUGAAAAUUCUCCACCCAGGCUGAUGGAAGAGUUAGGGCAACAGAUUAACGGAACUAUUUGCUGUAAUCAUAGAAUAUUUUGUACUAUUCCUUCUAAUAAUCAGAGUGAGGAUGCUUCAUCAACUACCCAAGAAGAUGAGGCAAAUGAAGCAGCUCCAGGUUUAAACAUAAGCGGUGUGAGGAUUCAGCAUCGGGCUUCAAGUGCAGACGUGCCUCAGGUUACUCUACUACCCUUUGGUACUGAGGCUCAAAAUAAUGCUCCCACCCCUGAACCCCGGCGCUGGUCUUUGCAACAUGUGCCAGAUAUGUCAGCAAAUUCAGGGAAAAAGUUCUUUGUUCUCCAGUUACAGCAACCACAGACAAGUGGUAAAGGUGCAGGAGGCGAGUAUAACUUUGGUUUUACUGGAACAAAAGGGGACAGAUUGGUCAGGUAUCCCCGGAUACGGCUAGAAAGGAGUACUUCCUACCCUGUCCAGCCGCCAACAGAAGAAAUUAGCCCCACAGAUAAUGGAUUGAAUUCAGAACUGCAUGGAAAUGGCAGGAACGGGUCAGAAAUAUCUAGAAGCAAUUCAGUAGAGCGGAUUCCUCAAGGGCAGGGAUGUUUGUUUAAAAUCAGACCAGAUCAAAACACGAGGCAGCAGCACUUCAGAAUUCUUGUCACCCGUGGUCCUGAAGAACAAAAUCAGGUGGUUUGUAAAGAGGGUCGUGGCACCCCUGGUCCUACAACAGCCAGCACCACAACUAGAGACGACUUCCUGGGUCAAGUGGAUGUGCCACUUAGUCACCUUCCGACUGAAGACCCAACCAUGGAAAGGCCAUACACAUUUAAGGAUUUCCUUCUCAGACCAAGAAGCCACAAAUCUCGUGUAAAGGGUUUCUUGAGACUGAAGAUGGCUUAUAUGCCUAAAAAUGGUGGCCAAGAAGAAGAAAACAAUGAUCAAAGGGAUGAAUCUGAGCAUGGAUGGGAUGUGGUUGAUUCCAAUGACUCCGCAUCUCAACGUCAGGAGGAGUUACCACCUCCUCCGCUGCCUCCUGGAUGGGAAGAAAAGGUGGACAACCUGGGGCGGACUUACUACGUCAACCAUAACAACAGGACUACUCAGUGGCAUCGACCAAGUUUAAUUGAUGUGGGAUCUGAUUCAGAUAACAAUAUCAGACAAAUAAACCAAGAAGCAGCCCAUAGGCGGUUCCGCUCUCGGAGACACAUUAGUGAGGAUUUGGAACCAGAACCUAUGGAGAGUGGAGACAUUCCUGAGCCUUGGGAAACCAUUUCAGAGGAGGCAAGUGCAAGUGGAGAUUCCUUAAGCUUGUCCUUGCCACCCCCUCCUGCAUCUCCAGUAUCCCGUACCAGUCCUCAGGAGCUAUCUGAGGAACUGAGCAGAAGACUUCAGGUCACUCCUGAUUCCAAUGGGGAACAACUCAGUUCUUUGAUUCAGAGAGAUCCCUCUUCAAGAUUAAGAUCUUGCAGUGUAACAGACACCGUUCCUGAACAGUCUCAAUUAUCCUUGCAGAGUGGUCCAUCUAGGAGAGCUCGUUCUUCAACUGUCACAGGUGGUGAGGAACCAACGCCUUCAGUGGCCUAUGUACAUACUACACCAGGCUUACCUUCAGGCUGGGAAGAAAGAAAGGAUGCAAAGGGCCGUACUUACUAUGUUAAUCAUAACAAUCGAACCACAACAUGGACACGGCCCAUUAUGCAGCUUGCAGAAGAUGGCAUGGUCGGGUCAACAGCAAAUAGCAGCAACCAUUUAAGUGAACCCCAGAUAAGACGGCCUCGAAGCCUUAGUUCACCAACAGUAACUUUAUCUGCUCCACUAGAGGGUAUCAAGGACUCCCCUGUGCGCAGAGCGGUGAAGGACACCCUUUCCAACCCACAGUCUCCACAGCCCUCACCUUACAACUCUCCUAAACCACAACACAAAGUUGCACAAAGCUUCCUUCCUCCUGGCUGGGAGAUGCGAAUAGCACCCAAUGGCAGGCCCUUCUUCAUUGAUCAUAAUACUAAAACUACUACGUGGGAGGAUCCACGACUGAAAUUUCCAGUGCAUUUGAGAUCAAAAGCAUCUUUGAACCCUAAUGAUUUGGGCCCUCUUCCUCCUGGUUGGGAGGAAAGAAUACAUUUGGAUGGAAGAACAUUUUAUAUAGACCAUAGAAGCCAGGUGUUGAUAUGUGGAGACAUUGAUACCAGAGACUUAGUGCCCUCAUACGAUAAUAAAAUUACCCAGUGGGAAGACCCCAGACUGCAAAAUCCGGCAAUUACUGGUCCAGCAGUUCCAUAUUCCAGGGAGUUCAAACAGAAAUAUGACUAUUUUCGGAAGAAGUUAAAGAAACCAGCUGAUAUACCAAACAGAUUUGAGAUGAAGCUACACAGAAAUAAUAUUUUUGAGGAGUCCUACAGAAGAAUCAUGUCUGUGAAGAGACCUGAUGUACUAAAAGCCAGGCUCUGGAUUGAAUUUGAGUCAGAAAAAGGACUUGACUAUGGAGGUGUGGCCAGAGAAUGGUUUUUUCUCUUGUCCAAGGAAAUGUUUAACCCUUAUUAUGGUCUCUUUGAAUAUUCAGCAACGGACAACUAUACACUUCAGAUUAAUCCUAAUUCAGGUCUUUGUAACGAAGAUCACCUGUCGUAUUUCACAUUUAUUGGGCGGGUUGCCGGUCUAGCAGUAUAUCAUGGGAAGCUAUUGGAUGGCUUCUUCAUCAGACCUUUUUACAAGAUGAUGCUGGGGAAACCAAUAACUCUGAAGGACAUGGAGUCAGUGGAUAGCGAAUACUACAACUCUUUGAAGUGGAUCCUGGAAAAUGACCCUACAGAGUUGGAUCUCAUGUUUUGCAUAGAUGAGGAAAACUUUGGACAGACAUAUCAAGUCGACCUGAAGCCAAAUGGGUCAGAAAUCAUGGUAACAAAUGAAAACAAAAGGGAAUACAUUGACCUGGUCAUCCAGUGGAGGUUUGUGAACAGAGUUCAAAAACAAAUGAAUGCUUUUUUGGAGGGAUUCACAGAACUUCUUCCCAUUGAUCUGAUUAAAAUUUUUGAUGAAAAUGAACUAGAGUUACUGAUGUGUGGCCUUGGCGAUGUUGAUGUUAAUGACUGGAGACAACAUACAAUCUACAAAAAUGGUUACUGCCCAAAUCAUCCUGUUAUCCAGUGGUUCUGGAAGGCUGUUUUACUGAUGGAUGCUGAAAAACGGAUUCGAUUACUGCAGUUUGUUACUGGGACGUCACGCGUGCCUAUGAAUGGAUUUGCUGAACUUUAUGGUUCAAAUGGUCCUCAGCUGUUUACAAUAGAGCAAUGGGGAAGUCCUGAUAAACUGCCCAGAGCUCACACAUGCUUUAAUCGCCUAGACUUACCUCUUUAUGAAUCUUUUGAAGAUUUGCGAGAGAAGCUCCUUAUGGCAGUUGAAAAUGCUCAAGGAUUUGAAGGAGUGGAUUAAAAUGUCAACUUCCCCCCCUGCCCCCUUCAAGCAAGUUCUGCUUGCACUUUUGCAUUUGCCUAACAGACUCUGAGGGACUAUGGCAGAACAGUUGCACAGCGUUGGUUCAUGGAGCAAACCCUUCGACAGUGCAGUUGCCUGAAUCCACAAGUUUGAACUGUAAUCUGUGGGUGGCUUUUCUGAUGUUUCCACAGCAGAUUACCAACUGCUUAACAUGAACUCUGAUCACAUUUCAGCAGGACUUACUCUAUUUAUGUUGUGCCUCUGUAGGCAAAGCCCUUAAUAAAUAUUUUACAUAAUUUCUAAUGACAAUGAAUGGAAUUAAUAAUUUUACAGGUAUAGUAUUACAACUCAUGUUUACUUUUUAAUUGAUUUAGACAUUUUCAGAUUUUAUUUCAUUACAAUUAAAUAUCAUAUACUUGGAAAAAUAAGCAUUUUUCUUAAUUUCAUACCAGACUUGAUGCCAGUGUCAUUUUUUCAAAGCACAUUUUGAGGCUUGUGUUCCCAAACCAUUAAGGAAGUAGGAGAAAGCUAUGUUGGAAAUUUUCUCUACAGGGGCUAUAUAUAUAUCGAGAGCAACUCUUUUCAUUGAGCACAUAAAUAUUUUUCUGUAUCCAGAAGUACAGACUGGAUGUUGGAUUUUUGUAUAAAUAUUAGAAUAGUUACAAGUCAAGGGAGAAUCAUAACAUAGCAUGCCAAAUCUCAUGUUCAAUUAAGAAAUUGCCUCAUUAUUGGUAAUACUUACAUGUACUAUAAAGUAUUUUGGGGUAGGGUUGGCAUUAAUCAUUUUAGGAAAGUAUGCUUAACCCUGCCAUUAUCUUUGUAUAGUGAUUCUUUUAUUAUCCUUUCCUCUUUACUGUUUGCAAUGGAGGCAUUUUGAAUGAAACCUGGCACUAUGUGAUUUGGCACUAUGGAAAACAGAUCUGGUUUGUCUCCUAUUUGUAUGCAUUUGCUAAUGAUAUCUAAAUAACAAUGGGUUUUUUGUUUGUUUCUAACUGCACCAACUCUAAAGGCACUUUAUGUAACACAUGGAAGUCAUAUCUGUUUUUUUAUCAUAAACAUUAAUGUGAUGAUAUUCCUUCUCACUGCACAUGUCUUUCUGGUGCAAUAUCUAUCAAUUGUGAAUUUGGCUGCUGCUGAUGUAUAAAAGAAAAAAAAACCACAGAUGUAGAGCUGAGCCUGCAGACAUGUUCCUCAGCAAUUGUUUUUGUGAUUUAUUUUUUACUUAAUCACAAAGAUUUAUUUAAUAUACACUGCUAUCUAAUCAAUUUUGUUACCUAUGACAUGUUGCAUGCUUAAACUAUAAUGUCUGAGUUGCAUCUCUUUUGUGACGGAUUAAAAGUGAAAGAUUUGUAUGUGAUCCACUGAAGUUAAAUGGUUGCAAUAUAGCAGAGUAGGUUUGAGGGUAUGGCUUCAGUGAUGUAAGUUCUCCCCACAUACUUACCUAGAGGUAGGCUUUUUCCCCAAAAGCCCAUUUAAUGCUUAUGAAGCAAGAUGAUCACACCGCAUGCCAAAACAAAAGUUUGAACUCCUUGCCAACACCUUUUUUAGCCCUGCCUGUACCCCCUCCCCAGCACCCACUGGCAAGUACAAUCUGUGUCUGAGAAUGUGCAGCCAUACUGCAGACACUUCAAUACAGUGAUACUUCAGCUGAAAAGGCUACUGGAAAGAAGCCUUAAUGCUAGUAACAUGCAGCAAAUGGUUGCAUGCUAGCAAAAGUUUGAAGAGCUAAUAGAUGCACGAGGAAGGUUAUUUUUAUUAUUUGAAUGCAGGUUAAGAUUCAUUUUCUAUUAAAUAUGUUUCCUGACAUUCCUUUCUGAUUUUUUACAUUGAUGAGUGAGCUUGAACACGCAAAAGCAGACUCCAUCUGAGUGGCUAGAGAAACACUAUACUGACCAUUUAGCUGCAGGACAGAGCAUGGGGAAGGUGGAGAGAAUGAGGUAAAUCCAGGUAUUUCCACUGGCCUUCUGUAUGUUCAGCACAGCUGGUUAUAACAUGGACACCCUUGAGGGAAGAGUCAUAUGCCAAAAUUUGUUUUAUUUCUGUCUUAACCUGGAGGAUUUUUGGUGUGGUUGGAGGCUCCGUUCAUGUCCAGUGCCAUGUAUCAGAACCUUAAGAAUUCCCAAGACAUUUUUUGGCUGUGAAACUGAAAUGUAAUCUCAUGUACAGACGAAGGCUGUGACCUAGCAGUAGUGCAGCUGAGGUAGCACCAGAAGUCAGGCUGUGUUUAAGAAUCUGCCAUUUUUCUUGUGAUGUUGCUUUGGUCCCUCCCCUCCCCCUCAACUUCUACAACAGGUUUACUAAUACUUACUUACCUACAUCAAAGCCCUUUCAGCUAUAUAGAAUUACAUAGUGACAUCUGACUAGAAGGGAAAUUUUUGUUGUUUGGAUGAUUAUAUUUAAGAGAAAAUUUAGAAUUGCUUAGCUUAACAUCUUUUCAGAUCCACUCAUGCUCAGAUCCACUUACCUCACAAACUGACAGACACUCCAAAAGCAUUCACUAGGUAUUAAAAUAGUGAGGCAAAUUCCACUGUAUGAAUUGUAAUUAAUGUGCAUUUGGACUGUUGUGGUUUAUUUGGGAGAAGGGGUUUUCAUUUUUAGGAAAUAGUUCAAUAUGAAAAGCAAGCCUUUGACUGCCUCAAGGUUUGCCAUUAGAGUGGCAGCUUUGAGUGCAGCUCACCAAGAGACCUGUCCUAACUCAGGCAGCAGUGACAAUAAGGCCCCGCAUGCAUUUUCCCGAUCGAUAGACUUGUACACCUUAUGCUGAAAUUUGUGCUAUUUUGGCUUUCUUGCAAUUAAUGCAAAUAGCUAAAUAAACACUCUUUUGUGCUUCUUGUGCCCUAGACACUGCAACCACAGCUCUCACCUGCAUUGCACACCUACCAUCACUGUAGAGCCAAUGCACAGCUGAGUUAGCUUUUGUCUGUUCAACACCCCAUGAAGGUAUUAUUCCUAAUAGCCAAGGUGAACAUAACAGUAAGCCAGCUCAUUACUUUUUGUUUCCCAAAGUUAGCUAUGCUAUUGCAACCCAGCACUGUGUCUUGCCUUUACAGAUGCACUACAGCUCCCUUCACUACAGAAGUAAAACUGUCCUUUUUGUGUUAGGGUCCAUAAGUAAUCCAGAGUCAGUGCUCACAAAUAAGCAAGACUCCUUGUAGGAUAAGCUGAGGGGAACUGCUCAGCCCAGUCCAAUUUCUGCACAAAGCUUUUAUUUUGGGUAUCAGAAGCCUUACUGUGAGCUAGAACUAUGAGGCUGUUACUGACAGGCUUGGCAUCAUGGUCAUUACAGGGACAUAAGCUGUAAAACCCUGCUAAAAUGCACUAUUCCCGUGCAACUCAGAUUUUAUUAUUGGUGGCUACAUUGAUGGCUAAACCCUUGGGCAGAUACACCCUCCUCAUCAGCCAAAAAGUUAAGAUCUUCUAUGCUAUGACAAAACCCAGGAAGUUACCUUCAGUUUUGCAAUGAACUAUAUGAGACUAAGUAAAUGGCAUUGUUAGCUGUGCAAAGUAGCAGCUGCAGAGGAAAUGGAUUUUCUUCUGCAGGGCUCUUUUAACAUAAAGCUGUAGUGCUGCUAUCAAGAGCCUAAGCUGGAUUCCAGACUUUCCAUCUAAGAGUCCUUCUGGAGCUCCUGAAGCUACAUUUCAAGGAAUCUUUCUAGGAAAAGAGGUAGCUAAAUCUCAUUUACUUAAAACAUCUAAAACACAAAGCAACUAACACUCCAGUGGGAUUUGUACCAUAGUAUUGUGCCUUUCUUAACACAGUACACUCUUGUAUACUGACAGUUUGGCCCAUUCACCACAAAGUGGCCCAACAGUAUUUUAAAAGGUUCUAUCCAGCUACUUUUCUUGGUUAAUAAAUAGUAAUCAUAAAGGUGGUACCUAAACCAUCACUUGUUCACUCUUAAGAAGCCUUAAGGCAAAUAAUUCAUAAAAACUUCAGACAGAAUACAGAAUCUGCAGCUAUCACCUCCUCUUCACAUUAAGGCUUAUAGAUAUGUGCCUUGUAAGGUUGUAAUUAAUGUACACCAUACCAAUCACAUCAACUCCCACUUGCUGCGCAGCUGCUGAAAACUGCUUUUUGUCUUUCAGUCCAAAAGUACCGAAAACAAACAAAACCCCAAACAACCACAAAACCCAAACCCAGUUCUGUUACUACAAGAUUUACCUUAUUUCUGUCUCUCAUGCUGACCUCUCUGAAUUCUCUGUGAGUGCCAUGCUAGCAUGAGGAUGCUGCUGUAAGUACUAACCAGGCAGCUAGUGCCUAUCCUGCACCCCAAGGCAUGCACUUCCAGUGUUGUGUGCUCAGCCCGGUCAAGCUGGUAAUCGUGACUGCAGCAUGCAGCGGUAAGCUGUUCUGAUGCUUUGGGUGAAGCAUUUUACAUAACACUAAAGGGCCAGGAAUUGUGAAAACUAGGGAGCCAGGGAGGGGAAGCUAGAUAGUUAGACUGCAUUUUUAAGAGAGUUAGAAGUAAGUGAUCAUACCCAUCUGAUUGCAAGGGCUAAUUAUCAGUAUGUAUAGUAGGAAAAAAGGUAGAUGUCCAGAUAGGGCAUCUUAAAAUGUACAUUAAUUUUUCUUACCUUUUUAAUAAAAUCUUUUCCUUUUGUAUGUAAAAUUAAAAUGACAAAGGAAAAACCCUACAGUCUUCACCCAUCUGUUACGAUGUUGCACUAAGAAGUAAUACAUAUUUGAAACACAUGGAAAACAAAACUGGAAUCUAACCAUAUUAAUGUUACAUACCCAUCAGGUCUGUUGUAGUGCACCUAGCACCCUGUUAGAUACCAUCACCACCAGUGCAAACCAUAUUUGGUGAUGUGUCUGUUGAUGCACACUUCUAACAAUCUGUUUGUCCACAUUUAUCCUUCACUUACAUGUUGGGUUUUUUCCUUUUCUAUAUGAUUUUCACAUAGACCUUGCUUUUUUCUUCAUUUUUUUUUUUAAUAUGUAGCUGUAAAAACAUACACAGUAUGCAUCCACAUACAAUAGUACAUGUGUUGCAUUUUUAUACUGUAAUCUGUUCUAUUGGAUUUAAAGAGGCUGGUGAGCCAUCCAUCUCCACUGCAGAUUUAUCACAACCAUGCAAUAGUGAAUACCAAUGGAAAACUCCACAAGACUAUGUUGCUAUGUUCUGUGCUUGUGAACAUAAAUUUUAAAUCAAAUUUAAAACUGAGAUUAUUAAUAUUUCCAAACAGGCAAAAGUGUCAAACAUUCCAGAUUAAAUUCACACUGUUUAAUAAUUAUUUUUUUGUAAAAUCAAUUCAUAUUAGAAGACUAUUCAAAGUUAUGCUAAGCUACCUUAAAAUUGAUUUUAAAAGUACUACUUAUAAAUAAUGCUCAUUUUCACAAUUAAUACAGCUUUAAACUGUGGUUGGAUUUGAUACACUGUGGGGAAAGGAUUUGUUUCUGGACAAAAGUCAUUUUUUUCCAAUUUUUUUCUGAGGAGCAGUGAAAGAAAUUGUAGUUUGUUUUCCUGACAGCAAAAGCUCAAUGUGACAAAAUGAAGUUGUUGUAAUGAAAUGAUGCAACUUACUUAAAUAUUUAAUAAAGAAUUAUGGAAGCUA